UUCCUUCCUUCAUUCUUCUAUGCGCCGUUCAUUCCUCUUCCUUCCUUCAUUCUUCUACGCACGCAGGAAACGGCCGGCGCGGUGCUCUCAUCUUCUCAAUUUCUGAAAAACACGUCUUCCUUCCUUCCUUCACACUGGUAACCGCCGCCGCCGUUCUUCAUCAGGGGAGUUUAAUUUGUUUAUGAAUGAAGAUGCCUCAAAAUUUGUUUGUGUCUGGAUUUCAAUUGCAACUUCAAUUGUAUCCUUGAGACUUAAACUCUUAAUUAAAUAGCACUUGAGAUGACUUAUUUAGUUGAGAACUAAACCAAAAUUUGAUUCUUAUCAUAUGGAAGAAGUAGAAGUAUUUCUCUUUUCUAUAAGGAUGGUGCAGAUAUGUUUCUCAUUACUACUUCUGCCGUUUUCAUAACAUGCUGUUUGAAAAAUAAAUCUUUGGAUGUAUGGUUUAUGUAAUUACAAGGUUGAUCAAAUGGUGUUUAUGGUGAUGAUAUCUGUUGCAUUCAUGCUAUAAACCUGUGUGGUCGUUUUUUGUUCUUCUUCUAGAAGCCGUGUUCGCCGUGUUCUCAAUCGCUCAAGAAACCACCGCCGCCGUUCAUCAGGAACUUGGAUCAACUUGAGGUGUUAUCGAAGAAAUAGAAGAAGCUUAAUCAAAGACUAUAAGAGUCAAGGCGUCUUCACAAUCCAUUGCUGCAACUAGUUGACAGGCAGCACUAAGCCAUCAUAUGCAGCUCAAAAGUGGGCAAGUUUGGCUCUGACCUUUCAGUUCUAGGCCUGCUGGUAGUGAUGUUAUUGGAAUUGAUUUGGGUACUACAAUUCAUGUGUUCCUUUAAUGGAGGGAAAGAGAGGCUACCUUCUAAAGUCUUGGUCAUACUAAAAGGGUUAUUGGAACAACAACAAAAUCAGUGAAAAAUAAAUCUCAUUCAGAUGAAAUGGUGUUUGCUUGGAAAAUGGGGGAUGAAGAAGAACAUCCAAUUCUCAUUCCCUCCAUGCGUAGAAAUUGGGUAUAGAAGCUUACGUUCAGAUGCAGCAUUAGAAGCCAUAGCUAAAGCUUCAGAAGACAAAGUUCCCAACGUAGUUCUCUACAAUUACCCUUCAUUUUCUGGAGCUUUCUCUUCUCUCUUUGCUCACCUCUUCCACACUCGUCACGAUCUCCCUUCCCUUUCUUUACCUUUCUCUUCUGUCCCUUCCCUCGCUUUCAGGGUUGAAGAUUUGUGCAUUGAAAGCCUUCAGACAUGCUAUUUGCUUGACUUUCUUCCUCCAAAGGAAUUCAUUUUCAAACUUUCCCAUCAAUCAAAUUGCAAGAUUAUUGGGUUUGAUCAUCGAAAAUCGGUGCUUUCACAGAUUCCUUCUACAAAUGAGUGUCCUGAGAAUAUUAUGAUUAAUCUUAACCAUGAAAAGAGUAGUUCAAGAGCUGUUUAUGAGUACUUUACCGACAAACACGAAGACAUUCAAACUUCUAAUGGUGUGGUUCCAAGUUUGGUGGACUCAAAAGAUAAAGGGCGAGUGGAGCUUAUUCUUAAGUAUAUUGAGGAUGCUGAUCUUCGCCAUUGGAGCUUGCCUGACAUUAAACCCUUUAACAUUGGACUGAGUGAAUGGCGGUCGAGGUUUAGCUGCAUUUCUAACCCAUACAUGUUUAAGCAGUUGCUGGAAUUGAGUGUUGAAGAGUUAAUUGCUAAAGGAAAUUCAUCUCUUUUAGCUCGCCAGAAUGCUGCAAGUAAAUUGCUGGAUAAGGUUUUCAGGGUUCGGCUGGGUAGAGGAUUUUAUGGAGAGUGUCUGGGAGUUCGGGCAGAUGGGAACUCUAACUUAAGUGAUGAAAUUGGCAUGCUUCUCAGUGUAAAAAGUGCUGCUAUUGGUCUGAGGCCCAUAGGAGCUGUGAUAUUCAUGCAACGGAAUAAUCUCAAAAUGUGCUUGCGAAGCUCUGAUAAUGCUACUGAUACUUCUGAAGUUGCUAAGGCAUAUGGCGGAGGAGGUUCUGCAAGUUCAAGCUCCUUCAUAAUAAGGAUGGAUGAGUAUAACCAAUGGCUUUCAGCUAAUUCAUUAUGAUGGUUUCCGGGUUUGAAUAUCUCGUCUUGCCUUUAGGAAUGAUAAUAUGAUGGUUUGUGGUACUUGAUGUAAUAUCAAAUUUUGAGGCAAAAAAGGGAUCUAUUGAGGCAGAGACAGAGUGUGCGGUGUCUGUAGAACACUUAUAUUCCUCAUCUGAUAUGGAGAAUGACAGUAGCGUUAUCCAUAGACUGCUGUCUUGAUCAUUGAUGUUGCACACGAUAAGAGUUGAGAAGGUAGAGCAUGAGCAAGAACAAAGCAUUCAUCUUGGGGGUAAACAGGCUAUUGUUUAGAAGGUUGAUUUCAAGGACAAAGAUGUCGAAGUAGAUGAAAUUGAAAUAACAUUCCUAGCGUCUAUUUUCUGAUUAGUUUUAACUGUUGAAGCUCUAAUACCACCGCUGCAAUUGUGUUUUUUACCAUCAGUUAUUGGAUCUUCUUCCACCAGUGUUCUUUUUUAUUACAUAUUUUGACAUUUUGGUAUUCGAUUAUUAGCUUCAGUGAUUUCUAUCCUUUUUUUGUUGAAA
Molecule: messenger RNA, 2561 nt
Organism: Medicago truncatula (barrel medic)
Lineage: Eukaryota; Viridiplantae; Streptophyta; Magnoliopsida; Fabales; Fabaceae
Exons: 14
Coding region: 922-2040 (372 amino acids)
Source: RefSeq, a predicted model, not a curated record